GGUUAGUAUUGUGAGGUAGGGUCUGGUGUAAAGGGGACUAUGAGGUGACAUUGUAGAAAACUGGAGAGUAGGGCAGGAGGAGCAGGGCUAUUCCUUCACAAACAGGGACUUUGGGGCAGCCAUGUCCUACUUCAUGUCUCCACAAACUCAUCUGGGGCUUCUGCCUUCUGGCCAAGGUGGGGCUGCUGCUUCAGGUUCGUCCCUUGGUCUCUAUAGUUCUGCAGAGCCAGUGGUGGUGGCAUCUGGUGGAUUAGGUCCACUCAGCCAGAAAGCUGAGCAGGUGGUACCUGCUGCCCAGGCCUGGGGCCCUCCCUUGGCAGUGCCUGAAGCCAGGGGCUGCUCUGGGGGUGCUAGCUGGGAGACAACGCGGAGGAAGGAACACAACCGAUACUGCCCCAAAUUGCCCCCCAUGAGGCAGCUGGAGAACGUGGGCUGGGCAGACCCCUGCUCCCGAAGCAGAGCUCCCCACCUGGGUGGCCCUAGCAGGCCCCGGCCCCUGCUGCUGUGUGGGCUGUCACCAGGGGUUCUGACGAUGUCCUCGGAGGCAGGUGGGAAGGAGGCUGGCUCCCAGCCUGACAUCUGCAUCCUAACCCUAGCCAUGAUGAUCGCUGGCAUCCCCACCGUGCCUGUUCCAGGCCUGCGGGAAGAGGACCUGAUCCGGGCAGCUCAAGCUUUCAUGAUGGCCCAUCCAGAGCCAGAGGGAGCUGUGGAGGGGGUGCAGUGGGAACAGGCACAUGCCCACAUGGCCUCUGGACAGAUGCCUCUAGUGAGAUCCAGGAGGGGCUCCUGCUUGUAGCCAGAUGAAAUAGCAUGAGAUGCA
Molecule: messenger RNA, 820 nt
Organism: Phodopus roborovskii (desert hamster)
Lineage: Eukaryota; Metazoa; Chordata; Mammalia; Rodentia; Cricetidae
Gene: Spata25
Product: spermatogenesis associated 25
Exons: 2
Coding region: 122-796 (224 amino acids)
Biological process (GO): spermatogenesis
Source: RefSeq, a predicted model, not a curated record